AUCGAUAGUUCCGUCGCAAUUUUGACUCACCAUCGACUUUUACAGCGGCUGACUGACCGACCUCCUGGAAAUUAAAUUGCAAUUGCAAGCGGCACCGAUAAAGGCAUAAGGAUGACUGGCAUAAUGGACUCGGUGGAAAUGCCCAAAUUACCGGAAAACCAGAAGACCUUCGCCGGCAUCCCGGAGGCAGUGUUCCUGGAGGAGAUCGACUCGUUCAUGGCGCAGCCAGAGAACGAGAACUGUGAGAAGGUGCUCCAGCGGCUGGACGAGCAGCAUGGCAAGUAUCGAUUCAUGGCCUACAACCUGGAGGCGCGGCGGCGCAAGCUUAAGUCCCAAAUCCCCGACCUGGAACGCUCCCUGGAGAUGGUUAAUGUGCUGCGUAAGGAGGACGAGGAGCGCGAGACGCAGUUCUUGCUCAGCGACCAGGUGUUCAUCAAGACGUUGGUGCCGCCCACAAAAACAGUCUACCUCUGGCUUGGAGCCAGCGUGAUGCUGGAGUAUCCAUUAGACGAGGCAGAGGAGCUGCUCAAGCAGAAUGUUACAUCGGCGGUGGGCAACCUGAAAUCCGUGGAACACGACCAGGACUUCCUGAGGGAUCAAAUUACAACCACGGAGGUAAACAUGGCGCGGGUGUACAACUGGGGCGUGAAAAAGCGGCAGGCCGCUGCCAAGACCAACGCCACCACCCCCUCGUAAGGACCCGCACCGUAACACCAUCCCAAGAUCAACAUCAAUAGCAGUCACUGCUACGUCUCUCGCGUAUUAUUUAUUUCGACAGUUCACCGAAAGGGCUCGCCAGGCACAAUCGCCUGCCUUAUUCUCGUUCUUCACUGAUAACAAUAAAACCGCCACAAAAUUGACUCCAAAAGCAUUAUCUAAAUAUGAAGUUCGAAAAUCCAACAAAAACAUCUUACUUUUCGCAAGGGAAUAUCUUCAAUAAGCAAUAGACGAAAUAACAGCAUUUAUCUUUAUAAAAAGGUUUUGAUCUUAACUAAUUUCUAAAGCAUAUUAAUAUAGGAUGUUUUAAGCACAACUGCAUUCUUUGUUUUUGUUUUUAACGUGACAUCACAUUUGUAAGCAAAAUAAAAAAAUAUUGCAAGCACUA
Messenger RNA from Drosophila rhopaloa, 1105 nucleotides. It is a transcript of the gene mgr, whose product is annotated as prefoldin subunit 3. NCBI's taxonomy places the organism in Eukaryota, Metazoa, Arthropoda, Insecta, Diptera, Drosophilidae. Gene Ontology annotation, cellular component: cytoplasm; prefoldin complex. The transcript is spliced from 3 exons. Gene Ontology annotation, biological process: microtubule-based process; protein folding; tubulin complex assembly. Gene Ontology annotation, molecular function: tubulin binding. Bases 112 to 696 code for a protein of 194 amino acids. The record is from RefSeq and is a predicted model, not a curated record.